Messenger RNA from Suillus subalutaceus, 465 nucleotides. RefSeq lists its product as uncharacterized. Lineage: Eukaryota; Fungi; Basidiomycota; Agaricomycetes; Boletales; Suillaceae. The transcript has a single exon. The record is from RefSeq and is a predicted model, not a curated record. Bases 1 to 465 code for a protein of 154 amino acids.
AUGCUGUUUGUGUCUCUCCUGGUCACCAGUGAAGAACCAUGUUCCCCCUCCAAUUCUACACCUGUCGAGGCUCUCCAGUUAUGGUUACCAUCUGCAAUUGGCCCUGGUACGCAGUGUGCGGCGCAACUUCAUAUUUUCGAAUGGAAGUUAUGCUACACUCAAGCAAAUGAUGCCUUAAAGGACAUCCGGAAUCUUCUACAUCUCCGAUCCCACCUAUACAAGUUCAAGGAUAGCAAUAUUAUUGGCCAGGCAGCCAACACCCACACAAGAAGUACCAUCAACAAGGCUGAUGCCAAAGUCAACAUGGCCGCUGAGCAUUACAAAGCUGCAAGGGCAGCACUUGCAAGUUUGGCACCAAUUCUCAAUGAGGAUCAGACAUGGAAGGAGAUCUUCAAGCCUCUCAAUUGGAGCAAGGACCUGAAAGCAUUGAAGGACAUGUGGGAGAAGGAGAUGGAGGGGACAUGA